Medicago truncatula (barrel medic) is the source of this 1254-nucleotide messenger RNA. RefSeq names its product protein ALTERED XYLOGLUCAN 4. Gene Ontology annotation, molecular function: O-acetyltransferase activity. The transcript has 3 exons. The coding region runs from base 1 to 1254 and encodes 417 amino acids. The record is from RefSeq and is a predicted model, not a curated record. Gene Ontology annotation, cellular component: Golgi apparatus. Lineage: Eukaryota; Viridiplantae; Streptophyta; Magnoliopsida; Fabales; Fabaceae.
AUGAAAAAUAAAUUGAAUGGUGGAGAUGAGAAUCAUACCUCCUCCAAUGGAAACUUCACGGAAGAGGAUACAAUUUCAAGUACAAAAAAAGAUUUGGAUGGUGGAGAUGGGCAUCACACCUCCUUCGAUGGAAACUUCACGGAAGAGAAACGAAAAAAGGAAAAACCUCAAGAGAAACAAUGUGACUAUUUCAAUGGCAAUUGGGUUCAUGACAAGAGAGCUCCUUUGUAUAAUGGAACAACAUGUAGUGAUAUAAAGAAAAGUCAGAAUUGCAUCGUCAAUGGAAGACCUGACUCAAGCUACCUAUAUUGGAGAUGGAAACCAAGUGAGUGUGAUCUUCCAAUUUUUGAACCAAACACUUUUCUUAAACUCAUCAAAAACAUGAACAUAGCUUUUGUUGGAGACUCUUUAGCAAAUAACCAAAUAGAGUCCCUUAUUUGCUUAUUAUCCACUGUAUCAAGCCCUAAACGUGUCCACCAUAUAGGCUCUGAUGGAAGGUGGUACUUUCCUUCUUACAACGCAAACUUGACAGCCUAUUGGUCACCUUUUCUUGUGAAGGGUGAUCAAAGAAUAAAGGAUGGUCCACAAUAUAAUACAAUAUAUUUAGAUCAAGUAAAUCAGAUGUGGGCUAGGGAUAUAGAUCAAAUUGACUCGAUUGUGUUGUCAUUUGGUCAUUGGUUUACGGAUGUUCCUUCAAUUUACUAUGAGGGUGGUUCAAUUAUAGGUUGUUUUAGAUGUCAUGAAUUUAAAUUUAAUUAUACUGAUAUUGGAUUUUAUGUUCCAAUGAGAAAGGCUUUAAGGACUACCCUUAAUAGCAUAAUUGAGAAGAAAAUUGUAAGAGGGAAUGGAAUUGAUGUAAUUGUGAGAACAUACUCACCUACUCAUUUUGAAGGUGAUUGGGAUAAGGGUGGUACAUGUUCAAAGAGUGAGCCAUAUAAGAAUGAGGAGAAGAAACUUGAAGGAAUGGAUGCUAAGAUAAGAAGUAUUGAGAUAGAGGAAGCUGAAAAUGCUAAAGUAAAAGCUCAACAAAUUGGAUUAAAUUUGGAGGUGCUUGAUAUAACAAAGUUGGCAUUAUUGAGACCAGAUGGUCAUGCAGGAGCUUAUAUGAAUCCUUUUCCAUUUGCUAAAAGGGUUCCAAAGAAUGUACAAAAUGAUUGUGUUCAUUGGUGCUUGCCAGGACCUAUAGAUAUUUGGAAUGAGAUUUUUUUGCAGAUGAUGAAGAAUGGGAAGAAUCAUUCACUGAUUGAAAAGUGA